Messenger RNA from Prunus persica (peach), 1849 nucleotides. Its product is annotated as DNA-binding protein BIN4. Gene Ontology annotation, molecular function: double-stranded DNA binding. The record is from RefSeq and is a predicted model, not a curated record. Gene Ontology annotation, cellular component: DNA topoisomerase type II (double strand cut, ATP-hydrolyzing) complex; nucleus. The transcript is spliced from 11 exons. Gene Ontology annotation, biological process: chromosome organization; DNA endoreduplication. Bases 694 to 1650 code for a protein of 318 amino acids. Lineage: Eukaryota; Viridiplantae; Streptophyta; Magnoliopsida; Rosales; Rosaceae.
UCUAAUAAACUCGACUAAGUCCAUGUAUGUAUCAAUUUUCUCUAGUUGAGAGAUGAAUUUUGUUGCAAAUAUUUAUUAUUUUUCCCUUUUUUUUAUUUUUUAAUUGUUUUGUUUUUGGUUAUAGGUAGGAAGGCUCAAGGCCCAAAACACACAAAAUUAACAGAAUAUGACCCUUAUGCCGUGCAACGGCAGCCCAGGUUGAGGCCCAAUAAUUUUGUGCGUGUCAUAAGCAGGACCGAAAACAAAGGGGAGAUAUUAUAGCAGGCAGCGGCACACACAAUUCCGCAGCGGAACAGUGUGGUUCGCAAUAAACAUCAGCCGAUCGAAGAAAAAAAAAUAUUUAUUUAGUUUUGUAAGUCCCGCGUUUUUCUUUUGUUUGGCGGUACGGUGGUUAAUUAUCAUAUUUGGCGCAAAUCACACUCAGUUUAAUUUCAUAGUCAGGCACUUGUUGUAGGAGGCUAGCAGCCGUCCAAUUCGUUCUUGCGCAGUCGACCUCUCAUAUUCCGGUUUGGCAUUUUUACAAACAUCUUAAGAGCAUAGGUGCUGAUUCUUUCUUCUGUAUGAUAAUCAUUUGAAAUGCAUUAAAAUUUGUCAUGCGAGAAGGGGUAAGACGAGGAAUGACGUAUUUGGUUGACCCAGACUCGGUCUUGCAAUCAAAUUAAGUAAUAUAUUACUUUCGAGCAGCCAGCAGGAAUGAGCACCUCGAGGGAGGAGUCUCCAGAUUGGCUGCGCUCUUUCCAGGUACCACCAACUCAUUCAACGGUGUCAUUAUCGUCAGAUUCCGAGUCUUCACUGAAUGGUGUUCCUUCAGGGGACGAUCAAUCUGAUUGCCACGUAUUGUCUCCACCUAAAUCUUCUAAAAUUCCCGAUGAAGAUGAGGGUUUAGAUAAAACUCUUACGAAAUCUGUUGCAGAGUCUCCAUCAAAAAAGAGAUUAAAAAGCAACUCUCCGAAACAAGGGAAAAACGUAGAAGAUCAAAUAUCCCUGAAAAAGAAGAAAACAGACAAACCCAAGGAAGAAGGAAAUUGUGGUGAUGUGGAAGUUGCAGAGGAAGAAGCAUCCGACAAGCCUGUUGAGCCUCAUGUAUCCUCGAAGUUGCCUUUGGUGCUCUCUGAAAAAGUCCAACGUUCAAAGGCACUUGUUGAGUGUGAAGGAAAUUCAAUAGAUUUGAGCGGUGAUAUGGGUGCUGUAGGACGGGUAAUAAUUUCAGAUUCUAAAUCUGCAAAUCGGGAAAUGUACCUUGAUUUGAAAGGUACCGUAUACAAAACAACAAUAGUUCCUUCCAGGACAUUUUGUGUUGUUAGCUUUGGUCAAUCAGAGGCAAAGAUUGAAGCUAUCAUGAAUGACUUUAUUCAGCUGAAACCACAAUCAAAUGUUUAUGAAGCUGAAACAAUGGUUGAAGGAACCCUAGAUGGUUUCUCAUUUGAUUCAGAAGAUGAAACUGACAAACUUCCUAAAGCCAUUCUGCAUCAAACUAAUCAAAACGAGGAGGAUGUUGAAGAACAAACUAAGGGGAAAACCAAGGGGAAAGCUGAGAAAGCAUUGACUGUUGUAAGGAAGAGGGGUAAAACUGCUGGAGGGAAGCCACAGCCAACGAAGAAAGCAAGAAAGAAAACUCAAGUUUCCAAGAAAGCCAAGAGCAAAAAAUGAGGCGUACAGUUUUGUUUAUCAUUUCUUGUUACUGCAACAAAUCAUAAAUCAGUAACUAGAUGUUAGUUCUCAUAUUGACGAAAGUAGAGUUGAUUGAGGAUUAUUUAGUGACAGAUUAUUGUAUAAUGAUGGCCAUUGGUGGCCAAUAUUCUGAAAAUUUAACAUACGCAGAUUCGUGGUUACGUACAAUAUUUUACAU